UUUUCGGGCGGCUUUCGCCUUUUUUUGCCGCCCCCCCUCGCCUUUUGGGGAGCGCGAGGCGCGGAGGCGGGCUCGGGGGGCGCCUCUCUGCCGCCGGGGAGGUCUAUGGUGGUAGCAGCGGGGUGGCGGGGCAGAAAGCGAGGCGCCGAGGGGGCUGAGGAGGGGGCUCGCCGCGCCCGCCGCUGAGGAGGAGGAGGAAGAAGAGGCGAGGCACCAUUUGCUGCUCCCUGCCCCAGCCAUGGAGAACGCUCACACAAAGACUGUGGAGGAAGUUUUGGCUUAUUUCGGUGUCAACGAAAGCACCGGGCUCAGCCUGGAGCAAGUGAAGAAGCUGAAGGAGAAAUGGGGCUCCAACGAAUUACCAGCUGAGGAAGGAAAAACCUUACUCGAGCUUGUGAUUGAACAGUUUGAAGACUUACUAGUUAGAAUCUUGUUGCUGGCAGCUUGCAUAUCUUUUGUCCUGGCCUGGUUUGAAGAAGGUGAAGAAACAAUCACAGCAUUUGUAGAGCCUUUUGUAAUCUUACUUAUAUUAGUAGCCAAUGCAAUUGUGGGAGUGUGGCAGGAAAGAAAUGCUGAAAAUGCUAUUGAAGCUCUUAAAGAAUAUGAACCUGAAAUGGGCAAAGUAUAUCGACAAGAUCGAAAAAGCGUACAGAGAAUUAAAGCAAGAGACAUUGUCCCAGGUGAUAUCGUAGAAGUCGCAGUUGGAGACAAGGUUCCUGCUGAUAUAAGAAUUACUUCCAUCAAAUCUACAACUCUAAGGGUAGACCAGUCAAUUCUCACAGGUGAAUCUGUAUCUGUUAUUAAACAUACUGACCCUGUGCCUGAUCCUCGUGCUGUAAACCAAGACAAGAAGAAUAUGCUUUUUUCUGGUACUAACAUUGCUGCUGGUAAAGCUAUGGGAGUGGUUAUUGCAACAGGAGUAAACACUGAAAUUGGCAAAAUUCGUGAUGAGAUGGUGGCUACUGAACAAGAGAGAACUCCACUCCAGCAGAAACUGGAUGAGUUUGGAGAGCAGCUGUCUAAAGUCAUCUCGCUUAUCUGCAUUGCUGUUUGGAUAAUAAACAUCGGUCACUUCAAUGAUCCAGUUCAUGGUGGCUCCUGGAUUCGAGGUGCUAUCUAUUACUUUAAAAUUGCUGUUGCUCUUGCUGUUGCUGCUAUUCCUGAGGGUCUGCCUGCUGUCAUUACCACCUGCUUGGCUCUUGGAACCCGCAGAAUGGCCAAGAAGAACGCUAUUGUUAGAAGUCUUCCCUCAGUGGAAACCUUGGGGUGCACCUCGGUUAUUUGUUCUGACAAGACUGGUACUCUGACCACGAAUCAGAUGUCCGUUUGCAGGAUGUUUGUCCUGGACCGAGUAGAAGGAGAUAGCUGUUCUCUCAAUGAAUUUACUGUAACAGGUUCAACAUAUGCUCCCAUGGGAGAAGUGCAUAAAGAUGACAAACUUAUUAAAUGUAGCCAGUAUGAUGGCCUUGUGGAACUUGCAACCAUCUGUGCACUCUGUAAUGAUUCCUCUUUGGAUUACAAUGAAGCUAAGGGAGUAUAUGAAAAAGUUGGUGAAGCCACGGAGACAGCACUUACCUGUCUGGUUGAAAAGAUGAAUGUAUUUGACACAGACUUGAAAGGACUUUCUAGAAUUGAACGUGCAAAUGCUUGCAACUCGGUGAUAAAACAACUUAUGAAGAAAGAGUUUACUCUAGAAUUCUCAAGAGACAGGAAAUCAAUGUCUGUCUACUGCACACCGAACAAACCAAGCCGCACAUCCAUGAGCAAGAUGUUCGUUAAGGGUGCUCCUGAAGGUGUAAUUGACAGAUGUACGCAUGUCCGUGUUGGAAAUGCUAAAAUACUGUUAACGUCAGGAAUUAAGCAGAAAAUAAUGUCUGUUAUUAGAGAGUGGGGAACUGGCAGAGACACGCUGCGCUGCUUGGCUCUAGCAACCCAUGACAAUCCACCCAGAAAAGAAGAAAUGAAUCUUGAGGACUCCUCAAAUUUCAUCAAUUAUGAGACCAACUUGACCUUCGUUGGUUGUGUGGGUAUGCUGGAUCCUCCGAGAAUUGAAGUAGCUUCAUCUAUAAAGCUGUGUAAACAAGCUGGCAUUAGAGUUAUUAUGAUUACUGGUGACAAUAAAGGCACAGCAGUAGCUAUUUGCCGUCGGAUUGGCAUCUUUGUGGAAGAUGAAGAUGUUUCUACAAAAGCCUUUACUGGUCGUGAAUUUGAUGAACUCUCACUAGCUGCCCAGAGAGAUGCCUGCCACCAUGCCCGUUGCUUUGCCCGUGUAGAACCUUCCCACAAGUCUAAAAUUGUUGAGUUUCUUCAAUCUUUUGAUGAGAUUACAGCUAUGACUGGUGACGGUGUCAAUGAUGCUCCUGCACUGAAGAAAGCAGAAAUUGGAAUUGCCAUGGGGUCUGGUACUGCAGUGGCUAAAACUGCUUCUGAAAUGGUUUUAGCAGACGAUAAUUUCUCAACUAUUGUAGCUGCUGUGGAAGAAGGACGUGCAAUUUAUAACAACAUGAAACAAUUCAUCCGUUACCUGAUCUCCUCCAAUGUUGGAGAAGUUGUUUGUAUCUUCUUGACUGCUGCUCUGGGUUUUCCUGAAGCUCUAAUUCCUGUCCAACUGUUAUGGGUAAACCUUGUGACGGAUGGUCUCCCUGCUACUGCUCUGGGCUUUAAUCCUCCUGAUCUUGAUAUCAUGAAUAAGCCUCCCCGCAACCCAAAAGAGCCACUGAUCAGUGGAUGGCUAUUCUUCCGUUACCUAGCUAUUGGAUGUUAUGUUGGAGCUGCUACAGUGGGUGCUGCUGCUUGGUGGUUUAUCGCUGCUGAUGGUGGUCCAAGAGUUACCUUUUAUCAGCUGAGCCAUUUUCUGCAGUGCAAAGAGGACAACCCAGACUUCUCUGGUGUCGACUGUGUGGUUUUUGAGUCUCCAUAUCCAAUGACAAUGGCUCUUUCUGUUCUUGUCACUAUAGAGAUGUGCAAUGCUCUCAACAGUUUAUCAGAAAACCAAUCCUUAAUGAGGAUGCCCCCAUGGGAAAAUAUCUGGCUGGUGGGCGCUAUUUGCUUGUCAAUGACACUCCACUUCCUUAUCCUUUAUGUGGAACCGCUGCCGAUUAUCUUCCAGAUCACACCUCUGAAUGUGACACAAUGGCUGAUGGUGUUGAAAAUCUCGCUACCUGUCAUUCUGCUGGACGAAACACUUAAAUAUGUGGCCCGUAACUACCUGGAACCUGGUAAAGAUAGUGUGCGGCCUGCCACCAAACCAUGUUCUCUGUCAGCAUGCACCGAAGGAGUUUCCUGGCCAUUUGUGUUCAUUACUAUGCCCCUGGUUAUCUGGCUUUACAGCACAGACACUAACUUUAGUGAUAUGUUCUGGUCUUGACUGACAUGGUGACAGUUUUACAUUCAAAGAAAAAGUUUAACUUAAUCAAUUUUUUUAUUGUUUAGAGCAACUGUCUAUUUCUGCUGAAUUUUCACAUGAACAUAUUUGCCGGUGAUGGAGGUUUCAUACUCUAGAUUUUGUUUUUUUGCUUUUUCUGACUUCAGUGGGGGCAAUAUAUUCCUCUUUUAUACACAGUUAAAGUGUCCAUUGACAUGUACAGAGAACUAACACUAUUUUAUGCAAAUAUUUUUUUGUAGAUGAAAAGCAUGUACAGUGUUCUGUUCAAUAGUCUAUUCAUCCUGUAAAAAAGAAAAUUUUUUUUGAGCCAGCGGACACUAUCAAACUAAAUUGGCAGCAGAUUUUAGGGAAUGAAUGUGUGUUGUCUAAAACUAAAAAAGCAUGUAACUGUUUGUCUUUUGCAUGAUCAUCCAAACUUAAUUUGUCAUACAGUCAGGUUUUACUCGAAGCCGAACUUUCCGCACUGGGUAGAGUACUGCUACCUCAGUCAGGAUUUCGUGUUGGUUUGCCCCUCUUCCUGCUCCCUCACUUUUGGUUCUUGACUGUCCUUGUUUACACCAGUUUCUGUAUGAGGUAUGCCUAAUCUUGCUCGUGCAGAAAAUACCAUUCCAGGUGCAGCCUGCUGGGUUCUUCCAUACUCUCAACAUGCAUAGGUUUUUUUAAAGAUUAUUUAUUUAAGUGUCUAUUGUAUUUUAUUGUAACAGACCUUGUUUUGCCAGUGUUGCCCAUUAUGCAGGGAUAGGGAGGGCUACUUCAGUCUACCAAAAUCAAAAGCAAGCCUUUUUACCAAUGCAGCUGGUUUGAAUUCCAAAAGAGGAUUUAAGUUGAGUUUUAAUACCUUAUUUACAUGCAUCAGAUCUGUUUUUUGUUUUGGUUUGUUUCCCCCCCCCCCCCCCCCCUUAAGAUCAAGACUUUUGUAAUCAGACCUGGAAAAAUAACUUGCACUGCAUAGCGAGAAGAAAUUGGAUUUCCUACACUUAGGGCACUAAUGAUCAGUUGUAUACAUGGAGUUACUCUGCUGGCCUGUUGUUAGCCUGACUUGAAGUAACAAGCUCUUGUGUGUGUUUUGUAAAAUCUGUAAAUAGCACAUGACCAAAUUGAACAUAUUGUAUAGAACUAUUUUUAUUUUAAUGUGGCACUAACCACCUUCAUUAUUACGAUAAAUGUUAAAGCAUGUUUUCAAAUUCAGUCCUGUAUCAACAAUGUGUAAGUCAUUAACAGUCCUAACUGUGGUGUUUUUCUCCAAUGCCUUCCAACUUUCAUCGACUAAAGUGAGUAUUUCUCUUCCAUUUCACCAUGCCAGUGGUGACUUGCUGUAAAAUAGCAUAUGCUGUAUACAUGUCAAAGAAUAAAUAGUAAUUUCCUUCAUUCCCAUGCUGUGUUUUGUCAAACUCUGCUGUGCUACAUUAUUAUCACCACUUUAGACUCUGUUUUGUGGUGUGAAGAAAUUACUGAUUCUGAAGGUAAAGCGCUUGCUUUUAUUGUAGUGUAUUUUAGGUCUCACUUUAUAGCACUCAGUCUUAGUGUGCCUCAAGAUCUCGCAGCUUUUGGUCUUAAGUUUGAGAUAAAAUUGGACUAAUGUAACUUAAGACAGUGACAGCUGUUCAUAUGAGUGUUUGGUAUCUAAACCACUCUGGUACUGAUGGUCAGGUGUUGGUUUAUUCGGAUGUUUUCUCCUGCUUUGAAAUACGGGGUGCCCUUCUGAGCAGACUGCCUUUCUCUGUGUUCUGGUAUCUGCACUGCUCAAAAUGCAAGUGCUCCUUUGUGCAAAACAACUCACUGGUUCUAGUGAAUGGAAACACUUUAUAUGGUGGUCAUAUGAAAACACAAAAGAACAGGCUUGACUUAAUAGGGUUAGUCAGCAGGGUUAGUCCUUGUAAAUUGUACUGAGGUCAGUAUGUCUUUGUCGAGUAGCAGGUGUUGUGUUAUCUUGCAUUGGCUCUAAAUCUGCUUUUAAUAACCAGAUUCAAACAGCUUUUUGACUUUUCAUAGAGGAAAAUGAUAGUUCAGAGGUAUGUUCUGUUGGUGCCAGCUGGAAUCCAAUGAGCACAGAUAAUUCUGUAGGUUUCAAGCUUUCAAAUAUAGGUGCUAACCGCAAAAUACACAAACCCUAUUUGAAAUUCCACUCUGUGGUAAAUGAUCACUAUUUAUAUAGGUGUUACACUGGCAAAAUUAGCAUUUAGUUGUUUCAAUUGAUGCAAAAGUGAUACAGGUAGAGUAGCUGGACCUAAUGAUGUGAUAGGUGUGUUGCAGAACUAUAAGCGUUUCGUUCCUGUUGAAUGCCCUAUCUAGCAUGGAGGAACCUGUCUUUGCCAAACUGGAGGUUUUGUACACUGUAAAACCAAUGGUCUGUGCUAGUCAGAUGCUGUAUCGAUAUUAAAUAAGCAAUAUCAGACUGUUUCUUGAAAUAGGAAACUAGUAUGUCCUGUGAUUUAGGAUUCCCUGAGAACAAAAUGAAUCUAAGUACAUUAUUACUAUUUGUCGGACUCAAAUACUAGGAAGCUAGUUCUGUGUGCUCCCAACUUUGUGGCCAAACUCUUUCCAGGAUAGGGACAGCUACCCAAUCUUAGAACACCGGUUACAUGUGUACCUCUAGACUUAGAGCACCAUGUCAGCUGUAGGCUCUCUGUCCAGCACACUCAUCUAUGUGUUGAAGACAAAUCUUGAUGUUUUAAGUGACAUGGAUUUAAAUACUGACAUCCAAGAGCUCACUUGUGUGAAAUGUCUUAGGGCACUGCAUUAGGGCCUUCUGUUUCUUGGAGAUUUAACUGUCAAAGCUAGAUGACUAGGUAAAUGGAGUGGUAUUCCUCCCUCACUGACUGUUUCUGCAACUUCAGGAGCCUGGUUUUAUAGAAAGCUCCUAAAGAGCCCAAGAAAUCAGGUUGUAUAGCCACCUUAAUCCUUGCCCCCCCUUGCCCCCCUCCUUGUGUUUCUACCAGUCUUGCUGUCCAGAUUCUUAUGUUGAAUAGGAGCAAUAAGGUCCUGUAUGAUCAGCACUUACUUACCUGUCAGUCUACCUCAAGUACUUCUGUUUUCCAAAUGUUGCCGCUACGUGAUAGAUGUCAACUUACUGUGGUCUGGACUGGCCAAAUGUUGAGACCUACCAGGAGCUUCCUCCUGCGUCAGUCAAGCAACCUGUCCUCAAACAGCUGUCUCCUGCAAGCUUUCGUGUGAUCCUGGAGCUGAAGUGCUGAGGAUCCAGCCUUAACCUUUCUCCACAUGAGCAGUCUGUGGGAGGCUGCUCAAGUGUACCUCCGUUGGCGUACGGCAGCUAAUGGCUGGGCCUCUUAACUGCCAAACUAGAAAUAUAGUGCAAGGCUGGGGAGGCACCGUAAGCAUUUUAGUUAACACAUUAUUUUCUUUUAACUGUAGAUUUUACCACUUUUUUUUUAAAGCUAUUGGUCUUUACACUUAGAGAAGUCAUAGAGAUGACUCUUCAAUUCAGAAGACUUAUUUGCCAGUCUCAAAGUUGAAGCUCUCACUUAGUAAUUUCUCUGUUCCCUACACAUUUUCUCUCCAGCCUCCUCACAGCACCAGAGUCGGCUGGAGGUAGAAAUGGGACUCCUGAACUUGCAAAGAGGAAUUUCCAGCUGCUAACGGGGGAAAUGAAUACAUACUACAAUACAUCCACUCAGAGGAAUCUAUUUUAAUGUUUGUCCUAUGGACAUAGUAACAUGAGCACUUAUUUAAGUAGCAGCAACUCAAAGCUAACUAGAUUUACCUCUUACACCCAGUUUUUAGAAAAUAAGUCCAUACCUCUUGUUUCCCUUUGCUGUCAUUUCAGUGAGGUUUUCUAUCUCUGUUUUCUGGAUUCAUUAGGAGUCUAACAUCUUGCUACUCAUGCUCUAGUGAGAGAGGAGUACAUAAGAUGGAUAUCAGUCAUAUGAGCUGGGUAACAACUUUUGUAAAGCUUAUGCUGCGAAAAGAGUGGGUUUUGGUGUGACAGCAGGUCCUCCUGAACUAACUGUUCUGUGGGCUGGUCCAAAUCAGAGCAAAGAACAUAGGCAGCUGCAGUCAUGUUAGAAAUGUUUAGGCAAGGGCUUCUGUCUUCCCAGUGCCCUUAGGCCCUCUCUUCUCUCAAAUGUGAGUCAAAGUACUGCUUGUAAGCUACACAACGAGCUGCUCUUUCUUGCUUGCACCCAGGCACUAAAAGUUGUUCAUACUGAUUUGAAAUAAUACUUUAGGAAACAGUAUGAAAGAUGCUGCAAAAAAAAACCCCAUAGCAUUCUGUCAAAAUGCUGCAAGGCUAGUGUUUGUAGGGAGGCCAUUGUGGAGAAGGCUAAUGGUAAGAAAAUGAGUUUUUAAUCUGAUGAUAAAAUGCAGUACAGCAGUCCUGUCAUUGUUCCAAGAACACAGCUGAUGCACAGACUAUAAACAGUAAACAGCUUAAACAGGGAAGAUGGUUGAAUUUGCUGAAAUGAAGGGAGGUAAAACUGAUAAAGUUGUCUGUCUCUUGCACCUGUCUUGUUUACUUUUUGCACUUCUAACCAUUAAUUGUUUCCCUAAUCUCUGCUAAUUACAUCUUUAAUUACAUUAAUAUUAUGCAUUCUCAAAUCUUAGCAGGAGAGCCUACAUUUUAUAGUGUUGAAGCAGUGUUUUGAAGAGCCAACAUAAAGUUCUAGGGAAUCAGAGUACACAGUUCUCUCCUAAACGCAAGGCUAACCUUCUGCUACAGUAAUAGUUUUAUCAUGUUGUACUCUGCCCUUUGCCUAUGCAUUAAUCUGUGUAGUUUAAUGACUUCUUCAAAGCUUUCCUACUGCUUCCCAGAAUGAGCUGCAUAACUUGGAAAAGGGGACAUUUUUAGGUCGCUUUAGGGCCAAACUUACAAUAUAAUGCCUUGAUUAGGAAAAGCUCUUAAUUUGAAUUCAAACUUUGUAGUAUGAGAAUUUGAAAGUAAAAACUGCAAUGAAGUGAGGUGAGAUUUGUCUACUGCCACUAAGCAGGCUGAGAAAUGCAAAAACUAUCUAAACCUAUCCUAUUUUUUUUUCCCAUGUGGUAUUCUGUAGGAAAUUCUGGCUUUGCUGAUCUUAGAGAGCUCUGCUUGUUUCAGAAGAGCUGAGAUUUAAUUCAGAGUGGUCUAGGCUUCAAAAAUAAAGUAACCUGAGAGUGUCCCUUCAAUGACAGAACUGUUAUCAAACUUAACAUUCUUUCUUCUGUCACUGUUGAUCUUAGUCUUGCUUUUAUAAUGAUACUUAGCAUUCAUCCUUUCAUUAACUGAUACCUUUUCUUUCUUUCCUUUUCAGCAAUACUGGAGUAAUCGCUUCCUAAACAAUUUUGCAGAAAUGUAAGGUUGUUUUGUUGCGUGCAUGUGUUUUUAGCAACACAUCUACCAAAACUUCUGCAUGUAUCAUGUAUAAAAAUUCUUUGCUUUCCCUAAAACAAAACUCAUUGUGUUCUCUGUGGAAGAAAUGUGUGGUACCAUUAGGACUUCAUUAUACAGAUGUACAGAUGUGCAAUAUAGCUUACGGAAUUGGAAACUCUCUCCAGGGAAGUUUGGUUUCUUUGCUGCAUGGAGAAGAGUUGAUCCUUGAACAAGAAUUGCGGAGCUGUCAGCCAAUUUUCCAUAUUUCUGUAUGUAAAAUGUCAGUUUAUAAAAUGUACAAUAUUGAAAUAAUGCAUGCCUUCAGUUGUAGACAAAUCUUUCUCUGUAUUGUAUCAUCCAAACAUACUUCUAUAUAACAGCUUAUGUACAAUGCUAUCCUAUUUAUAAGAUUCAUUUUAAAAAAUUACAAAUGUUGAAUGUUAAACUGUAAACCUCCAGUUCAUAACUUCAGAUUUUUUAUCAUGUGUGCAAAUCAACCUAUUUUGCACUGUAAUGUAACUUAUUUAAAUUUAAGGCAGUAAGACAGAUGUUGGUGCAAUACAAAAUGUUGUGAUGCAUUUAUCUAAAACGCAACAACCAACUUAGCCAGUUACCACAACUGCAUGUAUGACCUUUAAAAGUUGUAAAUAAGAUCAGUUGUCUAUUUACAUGCUGACAGUAACAAGCAUCACACCUAGUUUCAUUUGUAUCAGGUAAAUAAAUUUAUUCUACAAUACAUACUUUGCGUGUUAUUUUAUGCACUUUGUUUUCUGCAGGUACAUAUGUACAUUCUUCAGUGCUAUCUUAUAUUAAGGCCAGGAUGACACUUAACUAGCACCAACAGCAUCGCAGUCUUUCCUCCUAGAACUAUGCAGAUGCCAGCUGCUCUUCCGGCAGUAUUGACCUCCUCGCUGGUGUGAUUUUUUUUUUCUUUUUUUUUUUUUUUUUCUUCUCUGUCCAGGGGCUUGUGUGUGUGUUUAAGGGACACUGUCAAGUACUUUGAUCACUCAAUUUUUUUAAAAUGCUCCAUUGUUUGUAAAAUCCCUCUGAGAAACUUAAAAUAAACAUUUCUUUCCCAACUA
Molecule: messenger RNA, 9769 nt
Organism: Dromaius novaehollandiae (emu)
Lineage: Eukaryota; Metazoa; Chordata; Aves; Casuariiformes; Dromaiidae
Gene: ATP2A2
Product: ATPase sarcoplasmic/endoplasmic reticulum Ca2+ transporting 2
Exons: 20
Coding region: 239-3367 (1042 amino acids)
Biological process (GO): calcium ion transmembrane transport; intracellular calcium ion homeostasis
Cellular component (GO): membrane
Molecular function (GO): ATP hydrolysis activity; P-type calcium transporter activity; ATP binding
Source: RefSeq, a predicted model, not a curated record